AGAGGAGCACAGACCACAGGACAUCUUACUCUCAACGCAAGAGCACGCGUCGUGUGACUGAUUACAUAUAGUUUUGUUUCGUGGUGUUUUUGUUUUUCGGAAACAUGUUUUGUGAGAUACCCGUUUUUGGAAGAUGCUGCUUUUGCAUGCCCCUGAGAAGGGGUAUAUUGACUUUUGGAUACUUAAACAUUGUGUUCGCCGCUUUCAUGGUGGGCGUGUACAGCUACUCUGUACACUUCAGCUAUGACAUGGCGAUGGUGUACCACGGCGUCGCCGGGAACGCGGACAGCGGUGUCUGUCUCGCGAUAUACUGCGCUGAUAUCAUAUUCAGUGUUGUCUUGCUCUACGGAGCACAUAGACAAAUUAUAAUCUACCUCAAAGUAUUUUACUACUACACCCUUUGCACCCUGUUUGCGACUAUUGUGCUGGAGAUCAUAGUGGCAACUCAGAGGUAUUUCUUCAUGGAGUUGGAACUGCUUCCUCUGUUCUUUGCAGGAAUUGCUAUCCACAUCUACCUCAUAUUCCUGGUGAGGAGUCUCCUGAAGAAGUUGGAGAUAUCAGGCCACACGUACGAGAACCAGCUCCACCAGAUCGUGAACGGGGAGAUCGUUAAAGAAGGCAACACGAUCUAUCCGAGCACAGUAGUUCCUGUGGAAACUGCGUAAACACUCCAAAAGAUAAUACGAGUGCAUUUUUAGAUAUGUGAAGACAUUCAUCAUCAUCAUUAUCAGCCGAUGUCUAAUGCCGGCCUCUUGUUAAGACUUCCAAAUACCGCAGUCUUGGCUACCUUGAUAUCACCGGUCCAUCCAGUGGAAGGUCAAUUAAUACUUUUUUAUCCAGUGCGGGGUCGUCGCCAGGACAUUGUGAUCCUAACCUCCAUCGACUUUUCGAACUAUCUGAAGAUUUCAGUAAAGUGAAUCAUCAUAAUCAUUCAAAAGAAGAUGGAGUUACUCCGUGAAUGAUUAUUAAUAACUUUAUGACAGAUGUACGUGCUGAAAUACAAGACAUUUACGAUCAAACAGAACACCGAAACUCGAAAGGACGUUUCAAGAAAGAGUUUCCUUACAAUUAAUGCGGAAAAAUCAAAUUCUAUGUUAUUUAGAUUGUAUAUAGAUGUAGACUCUUCAAUGAGAUCGCUGCAGAUGUAUUGGGGGAUUUGGACAAGUAUGAAAGCUCUAAAUAUUCAAGAUCAGAGAGCGACGUCACGUCUCUGAUAGUUUUUGUGAAACUUAGAACGUUGGAACCAAGAUGGAUUGUUGAAGAGAAGAUCAAUGCUAAUGUCUCCGUGAAUGUAUUUGAUGUCCACGACUGGUAUAAAAUUUGGAGACUACUGAAAGAUAUUUUUUUUAAUGCAAAUAGGCUCGCGUUUGACCAUGAUCCAACCUGAUGGUAAGUGUAUAAGAUUCAGGAAGCACAGACUUGGGUAGGAUAUUCCAAACCUUAGCCGUGCGUAUGAGAAAAGAUGACGCAAAGCGUUUUGUACGGGUCCUAGGGACAUCUACAACAUAGGGAUGAACACCCGAUGUCUUGCGGUGCGAUGGUAAAAAGGCGAAGGUGGUAUGACGUCGAAUAGUUCCUGAGCACGCUUUCCAAGAUGAAUUGAUAGUGUUUCGCUGAAUCUUUUACAGUUCUGCGUUGGGACGUGCCUAAGCACAUUUGACUCUAUAGUGUAUUAUCUAUGCAUUUGACUUCUACCCAGUCAACAUUAUUUUGUGUCAUAGUGGACAUUUUGUCAAUAGAUUUAAUUUUUUUUUGAUGGGUUGAUAAUAAAGACAAAAAUAGAGAAUACCACAGCUGAAGCUAUAAAAACGAAACUGCGCAUAUCAAGUUGUAUUAAGAAAACAUUGAAUCUUUUAAACACAUACCUAAUAUGAAAACCUGAUACCAUUUUACAAGUUUGCGGUAAAUAUGUGAUUUAUACUCGAUAUGUAGGUUUUGUAUGUGGUUCACCACGUGAUAUUGAUGUUUUAAAGUCUUUGUAAUAAAGAUGCAGAUGAGAUACCUACCGGUAAAACAGGAUUGUGUUUAAAUAAAACAUACGAGGUCGUUGGCCGCUUUUGAAUGAUUCAACUUAGAUGGUGUGGCUGUAGGUAUUUGUAUUUUUGCGUUGGUCUAUUGGAAUGCGAGAUAUUAGGCUAAAAACGCACAUUAUAAAGGUAAUUUAUAUACAUUUGGAUUUCUAAAUGAUAUCAUAAAAUUCAUUUUGUCUUGAAAAAGGAAAAAAUUGCAAUGUUUUAAUGAUCUCUUUUCUCAUGCUUAAAAUAAUAUAUUUACAUUUUAUUUUUGAACUAGAUGUUAUACUAUUCAAUUAAAAUACCUACAUAUAAUAUUUUGAUUUAAAUCGUAAGUCUAGAUCUAGAUGAAUAACUUCUAAGUUAAAAUAGCUAAACUUUCAAGACAACUUUUAGAACUACUUUUAGCUUCUCAUCUCUCAUUCUGAAUGAUAUCCUAAUAAAUAAAACAUGACUGUACUAAAUAUAGUCUUGUGAUAGAUUAGACACUGAAUUUUUACGUUAAAGUCCUUGAAAGUAUAAAAAGCUUUUAGUAAUGAUUAAAGAUCCUAACUUUUAAUGUUUUGUUACCAAAGAUCUAUCGCAAUUAAUAAAUUAAGUUAUUUUAUGUAAGUACAAAAAAUAUAAAGAUAAUUUAAUAUAGUU
This is a messenger RNA of Bicyclus anynana (squinting bush brown), 2657 nucleotides long. RefSeq lists its product as uncharacterized. The transcript is spliced from 4 exons. Bases 105 to 665 code for a protein of 186 amino acids. NCBI's taxonomy places the organism in Eukaryota, Metazoa, Arthropoda, Insecta, Lepidoptera, Nymphalidae. The record is from RefSeq and is a predicted model, not a curated record.